GAUAACUAGCGUUGGGUCCUAAAUAUCAAAACAGUCAACAUGGCGGCGGCGUCCUGCAGGCGCACAAUCCGGAAGCUCCUGCGGGAGUCCUCGCGCUCUUUUGGGUUCUCAGUGCAAGAUGGAGGUCAGUGCCGCUCCCUGUGGUCAGUCCAAAAACACAGUGUACAAGCUCAGCAGUCACAGUACAACCCGUUCUUAGCAAGAUGGCUGUCAGUUUACACAGAAGACACCCCAAAUCCCAGGAGUUUAAAGUUCCUUCCUGGGAAGCCUGUGCUAGGAACAGGAACACUAGACUUCCCAAAUUUAAGUUCUGCAGAGUGUUCUCCUUUAGCCAGAAAUCUUUUUCAGCUUAAAGGGGUGAAAAGUGUGUUUUUUGGCCCUGAUUUCAUCACGCUUACAAAGAAUGAUGACGCGGAGUGGGCAGAGGUUAAACGGCAUGCUAUUGAGAUCAUCGAAAAAUUUUUUGAAAGUGGAGAACUUGUGACAACAGGAGUAGCACACACAGAGACCAAUGUGUCAGAGGAGGAUGAUGAGAUUGUUUUAAUGAUUAAAGAGCUUUUAGACACUCGAAUCAGGCCUACUGUACAGGAGGAUGGUGGUGAUGUCAUCUUUAUGGGCUUUGACGAUGGAACAGUGAAGCUGAAGCUUGUUGGCUCUUGCACAGGCUGUCCCAGUUCCGCAGUCACUCUGAAAAGUGGCAUUCAGAACAUGCUGAAGUUCUAUAUUCCAGAGGUGGAUGAUGUUGAACAGGUAGAGAAUGAAGUGGAUGAAAUCAGCAGGAAGGUGUUUGCUGAAUUGGAAAGGAAAUUAAAUGAUUCAUAACGUGAUCCUGGCAUGUUUUGAUGACCUGGAGGCUAACAAUAUGGUGACAUCUAACAAAAGAUUCCUUUUUACUUAAUCCUGGUCAUUGUAGCAGUGGCUCUGGUGAGGGUCCCAGCCACAAGGCGGUCAUACAUCCAGGCUGGGAUGCCAGUCCAUCACCAUGUGAAUGAAUACACAAGCACACACAUCAUAAUAAUCUAUGAAAAACACGAAACAAAAACAAUAGAAAUAAAGUUUAUAAAAUAUGCAUUAUAAAAUAUAUUACAAAUUAACAGUAUUUCAUUGUCUAUUUUUAAAGAUAUGCUGCAAGUUUUCCUUUACUUUAAUUCAGCAUAUCCUCAGUUUUAUUCUACAUUAUAUAUUUAAUUUAGGAUUUCAGGAUGCGACUGAAUGCUUUCACGCUAAAUGAAACUGUAAAUAAUGUACUUGCCUGAAUUAUUAUUUAUCACUCAUUCGUUCUUUUCAAACACUUUUCUGCAGUGUUAUAUCACUGUAAAGCUUCAGUCCCUGUCUGUGAGUAGUUUUGCAUCCUCUCUCCAUCACAUGGGUCAUCCUGCAAUCCCUAAUGUGUUACUACUUUACAUUCAGCGUACUGGUUUUGAAUUUUCUUUUUACACUGAUGAGAAUAAAGCUGUUGUUCAAGAUCAA
Molecule: messenger RNA, 1470 nt
Organism: Clarias gariepinus (North African catfish)
Lineage: Eukaryota; Metazoa; Chordata; Actinopteri; Siluriformes; Clariidae
Exons: 8
Coding region: 40-822 (260 amino acids)
Biological process (GO): iron-sulfur cluster assembly
Cellular component (GO): mitochondrion
Molecular function (GO): iron ion binding; iron-sulfur cluster binding
Source: RefSeq, a predicted model, not a curated record